AUCUGCAAUUGUUCAUCAUCAUCAUCACCAUCAACCAUCACCAUUGGUAUUGUUAUUAUUACGUUUCCCGCAUCAUCAUCAUCAUCAUCAUAGGUGUUACCAUUGAGAAACUUCAAUCCGUAAAAAUCUUGUGUUAGAAAAUGAUUCAUUAUUGAAAAAAAUUGGUGAGAAAUAUACGAAUUCACAGUCUUAUGGGAAUACAACCAAUGUCAUAGCCACGUGGAUAUUAUAUGAUCAUAAUAGCAAGCUCCAAAAUUGUCAAGCCAAAGCAAUCUGGACCGUUCAUCAUUACUCAAUCCGACGGUUGGCAUAUAAAACUGGAUUUAUGAGAGCAGAGUUUAAAGUUUAAAGUCUGGACGAACGCCGCGGAGACAGAAAGAGAGAGAGAUGUUCUUCCACAUAGUGUUGGAGCGCAACAUGCAGUUGCAUCCUCGAUUCUUUGGUCGGAACCUACGAGAAAAUCUCGUCUCCAAGCUCAUGAAGGAUGUCGAAGGCACUUGCAGUGGCCGCCAUGGAUUUGUAGUGGCGAUCACUGGAAUAGAAAGCGUUGGAAAGGGUCUGAUUAGGGAUGGGACAGGGUCUGUCACGUUUCCGGUGAAGUACCAAUGCGUUGUGUUCAGGCCUUUUAAAGGCGAGAUCUUGGAAGCUGUUGUUACUUUGGUGAAUAAGAUGGGAUUCUUCGCAGAAGCUGGUCCCGUUCAAAUUUUUGUUUCCAAGCAUCUGAUUCCGGACGAUAUGGAGUUUCAGCCCGGGGACAUGCCAAAUUAUACGACAUCAGAUGGAUCGGUGAAGAUUCAAAAGGAGUGUGAAGUUAGGUUGAAGAUCAUUGGAACCCGAGUAGAUGCUACUGAAAUCUUUUGCGUCGGAACCAUAAAGGACGAUUUCCUGGGAGUCAUAAACGAUCCGGCAGCCGCAUAAGGAGAAGCUAGGAGAGAACACACUGACAGUUUGGUCCUUUUGGGAACUUCUGUUGUAUAGUUAGUAGUUCCCCUGAUUGAUGUUUUGUUCUUCUUGAAUGUGAAGCUUCCUCCAUGGAACCGUCCAAACUGAAUCAGCCAUAUCCUUGUAAGGUUCCUGAGUUUUGUACCACGGGACGGAACCGUCCAAACUGAAUGUCACUGUGUCAAUUGGAUCGAUCCGAUUCUGCAUUCAAUUCGA
Molecule: messenger RNA, 1158 nt
Organism: Tarenaya hassleriana
Lineage: Eukaryota; Viridiplantae; Streptophyta; Magnoliopsida; Brassicales; Cleomaceae
Product: DNA-directed RNA polymerase II subunit 7-like
Exons: 6
Coding region: 388-918 (176 amino acids)
Biological process (GO): DNA-templated transcription; positive regulation of nuclear-transcribed mRNA poly(A) tail shortening; positive regulation of translational initiation
Cellular component (GO): RNA polymerase II, core complex; P-body
Molecular function (GO): single-stranded RNA binding; single-stranded DNA binding; translation initiation factor binding
Source: RefSeq, a predicted model, not a curated record